This is a messenger RNA of Aspergillus puulaauensis, 1449 nucleotides long. RefSeq names its product pseudouridine synthase CBF5 (gene cbf5). Gene Ontology annotation, biological process: box H/ACA sno(s)RNA 3'-end processing; rRNA pseudouridine synthesis; mRNA pseudouridine synthesis. NCBI's taxonomy places the organism in Eukaryota, Fungi, Ascomycota, Eurotiomycetes, Eurotiales, Aspergillaceae. The transcript has 5 exons. Gene Ontology annotation, cellular component: box H/ACA snoRNP complex. Bases 1 to 1449 code for a protein of 482 amino acids. The record is from RefSeq and is a predicted model, not a curated record. Gene Ontology annotation, molecular function: RNA binding; pseudouridine synthase activity.
AUGGCCAUGGAAGCGGUGGACUACACAAUCAAGCCGGAGGCUUCAACCUCCAACAUUAGCACGGAAGACUGGCCGCUGCUGCUCAAAAAUUAUGAGAAGCUUAUGGUCAGGACUGGACAUUUCACUCCCAUUCCCGCCGGAUCCUCUCCCCUCAAGCGAGACUUGAAAUCGUACAUAAAUUCCGGUGUUAUCAACCUCGAUAAGCCCUCAAACCCGUCCAGUCAUGAAGUUGUUGCUUGGAUGAAGAGAAUACUGAGGGCGGAAAAGACUGGGCACAGCGGUACACUUGAUCCCAAGGUCACUGGUUGCUUGAUUGUUUGCAUUGAUCGUGCUACUCGUUUGGUCAAAUCCCAGCAAGGUGCCGGAAAAGAGUAUGUUUGUGUUAUCCGCCUCCACGACAGAAUUCCUGGUGGAGAGGCUCAAUUCAAGCGCGCCCUCGAAACUCUCACAGGUGCUCUCUUCCAGCGCCCACCUUUGAUUUCUGCAGUCAAGCGCCAGCUUCGCAUCAGGACAAUCCAUGAGAGCAAGCUCUACGAGUUCGACAAUGAUAGGCACCUUGGUGUUUUCUGGGUCAGCUGUGAAGCUGGUACUUAUAUCCGUACCCUCUGUGUUCAUCUUGGACUUCUUCUUGGUGUUGGCGCGCACAUGCAGGAACUGAGACGUGUGCGAAGUGGAGCUAUGGAUGAAAACAAGGGCAUGGUCACCCUGCACGACGUCUUGGAUGCCCAAUGGCUAUACGAUAAUCAACGAGAUGAAACCUACCUGCGCAAAGUCAUCAAGCCCUUAGAGUCUCUUCUCACAACUUACAAGCGUAUCGUCGUGAAGGACAGUGCAGUGAACGCCGUUUGCUACGGUGCUAAACUUAUGAUUCCCGGUCUCCUGCGUUUUGAGUCCAAUAUCGAGCUCGGUGAGGAGGUUGUGCUUAUGACCACCAAGGGUGAGGCUAUCGCAAUCGGCAUUGCCCAGAUGUCAACCGUGGAACUUUCUACCUGCGACCACGGCGUCGUUGCCAAGGUUAAACGUUGUAUCAUGGAACGUGACCUGUACCCUCGCAGGUGGGGGUUGGGUCCUGUUGCGUUAGAAAAGAAGAAGCUCAAGUCGUCCGGAAAACUUGACAAAUACGGACGAAUGAAUGAAGCCACCCCGGCCAAAUGGAAGACCGACUACAAGGAUUAUAGCGCACCAGAAGAAGACUCUGCACAACCCGCUGUUGAUGUGGCUGCCAAGCAAGACGUCGCGCCCAAGGAAGAAUCCUCGCCUGAGCAAAACGAUUCUAAGAUGGAGAUUGAUGACUCCAAGGAGGACGAUGAGAAGAAAAAGCGCAAGCGACAUGAAGGCGAAACUGCUGAAGAGCGCGCUGAGCGUAAGCGCAAGAAGAAGGAGAAGAAGGAGAAGAAGGAGCGAAGGAAGUCCAAGCAGGAGAAGGAUGACAGCGACGAGAGUGAUUAA